AUGGCGAAUAAUUCCUCUGAUCCUAAGCAGAAUGGUGGACGCAUGUUCACGCAUGAGGAGAUGUUAAGCUGGUGCUUUGGAUUUGGUAUUAUUGACGUCCUUAUUCUAAUAAGUAACACUCUCGCCAUUAUCGUUUUUACACGAAGCAAGUUGCUGCGAAAGCGUACAAACUAUUUUUUGCUUUGCUUGGCCAUUGCCGACAUCAUAGUUGGUCUGAUUUCCUUGCCAAUGUUUCUUCACACUCUGGUUGCAUACACCGAAAGUGGAGGAGUGACGCUGCCCAAAUUUGUCUCGCAAGUGCCAAUAGCGUUGGACAUCUUUGCGGGGUUUGCUUCCGUUUUUGCCUUAACAGUUAUUUCAUUGGAGCGUUUGUAUUCAGUCGCUCUACCCAACUGGCAUCGAACAACACCUUGUUACGUUUACGGUAUUUUAAUGACCAUUAUUUGGACUCUGGCCGCCAUUCUACUCACCUUUCGUAUACUUCAAGAUGAGAAAAUAGUGUCAGAAAUUAUGUUGUACUUAACGAUGGUGACGUUUUUUAAUUGUCUGGUGGUGAUUUGCUUAGCAUACGUUGGUAUUUGGAUCAAGGUGGUUCAAAGAAUGCACGAAAAAACAAAAAAGGCCCUUGAAAAGGACAAGAAACUGGCAAUGACCCUGUUUUUAGUGACGUCAAUUUUUGUUUUAAGUUGGACACCAUUCCAGGCAAUGAAUAUCUACAUUUCUUUAUCCGGUGUGUGUAAGGUUUCCUGUUCUAAUAAGAAACAUAUUGUGACCAUGAUCUAUCUCACCAAAAUGAUGCAGUACGCGAACUCGUUCAUCAAUCCGAUUAUCUACACCUUUAAGAUGCCCGACUUUCGCAGAGUUCUUCUGUCGCUUUUUGGUAGGAGAUCCUAUGGUGCAUCAACAAGGGGCACUUCGAGAAUGCUGACCGGUGACAGACGCAAGAGAGCAAGCACGCUGCGAUCCAGCGAUUGCGAGGCCAAUGGCAAUUGCGAAAAUGCGGUGUGAAUAUCUACCUAAGUUUCGUCAACUAAGUCAAUUCUGCAAAGUUAUGGUAGACAAAACCAGCCUUUAAGGACAACUGAUGAAAAUGGCGUAAGUAUAUUUCCGAAAGCCGCUAUUCAAACACGGAUGAAGGUGUAAGCGAUGAAAACGUCACGUGAGAAAUCUCCCCAAUGAAGAUUGUGAGUACACACACGAAAUUGUGCUUGAAUCACAAAUAACCCCUGCAAUGCAGGCCAUAGUCAACGAUGCAGAGCAUCCCUGUACUUAUCGAGCUAGAACAGUCAUGUGCUGCCAUCAAAAGUGCGCAUGCUUAUCUGAGACUGUCACGUGACUGUGGGUCCUAGCAAAGAACGAACCUAAUUGUAUGCAGCUGUGACUUCCUACAUAAGGUACAAGAUCAAUAUUUUUCAGUUACAAAUUUUAACACCUCAAUGAGGUUACUCUGUAUGCUGUAGUUUACAGCUAUUUCGAGAAACGUUGCCGGAAGUAGUGCAUUGUAUUGUGGGUGGUUUUCAGUUCACUUUUCUUCAAAGAAAUUUUAAAGAAUAGCACGAUAAGACAUGGACUUAUGUUUGCGAGUGCUUAAGGAAAGAAACAAAAGUAGGUUCGACAGCUACAGUGUCAUGAACAAUGUAUUGAUCAUAUCCCAUACUACCUUUCGGGAUUGUCGCUUGCACAUUUUUUCAGACAACCGUUCUCGAAAUAGCUGUUCAACGUGGAAACUAUGUGUGAUUUAGGAAGUCAAAUUAAGUUUCCUCACAUGCGCAAUGCGCACGGUUUUUCAUCAUAUCAACGUUUUUGGUGUUAAAGUUAUUGCAAUGAUAAACAUAUUUUCUGUUGCAGUAUUUGCAGCAUUGUUUAACUGUGCGGAGAGAACCAUAACAAAUGAAAACAUACACUCAACUGUUGUUCUUGAUCCUUGGAUCCUUUUCAAUACUGAUAAUUUUAUCUUGUUUGAUUUUUCUUACUUAAGGUUGUCAGUUUCUCUCACUUAAGAUUGUACCUAGCUUUUCGUUUAAUCACUCUUGAGGCUAGGAAUUGAACCACGAAAGAAGUCCUUGUCGACUCUUGCCUCUUAAUUGUUACUGUAGUUAUUCGAUUAAGCGCACUGGGCGCUUAUUAAAUUUUUGGACCUUGAGAGUGGGCGCUCAUUCGAGGUGGGUGCUUGUUUGAGGCUGGGCGGUUAUUAAUUGUCAUUAUUUUCAGCAAAUAGUAUGUUAAUUUUCCAACAAAACGGUAAAUAAAAACAAAACGUAAAGAUGUGCCAGAAAAGAAUUUUAAGUGUAAAAAAAGACUAAGAACUCGGUCUUCAGCGAAGUCUCUUAACUUAGUAGUGCUAAGUCAAUUUCUAUCUCUGUUUCAAUAAGGUCAAUAAGCGAACUCUCUAGUGGUUGCCUCGUCCAUGGCUCACCGUGUAAUGUCUGCAAAUGGCCGGGUCAGUCGACGAGAAGCAGAUAUCGCAGUAAACAAAUAAUAACCAAGACUCUUCUGGUCCACUUCAGUGUUUUGGAGGGUUGUGGAUGGGCUGGGCGCUUAUUCGAGGCUAGACACUUGUUAACUUCCUCCGUCCUCCGGACAGGAUGGGCGCUUAUUCGAGGCUGGGAGCUUAAUCGAAUAAAUACGGUAGUAGGCAUUGUGUCUCAUUUUAUAAUUGAAAAAAUGCUAUCACCUAUGUUAUCGUAUUCUCAGCUUUAGGGCAGGUAUUUUCGACUGUACGUUAACGAUUUUUGUUACAUUAAUUUAGUGUAGCAAGACGUCUGCUUAAGUUCGUUCUGGGAAGGAUAUAUUUUUAAAUUUAGUUGUAUAAAUCAAUCAUACAUUUCUAUUUUUGCUUCAACUCGUCGUCUAUGACUUUACAAGAAACUAUAUCGUAUAUAUUUGUACCAGUAUCAGCUUGGUUUUAGAAGGAGUUUAUCUUACUUCCAUAAACCUAUUAUAUUUUUAUUUUGGCCCAAGGUGUACAGAAAUGUCCAGAGUUAAAAAUACGCAUGCGCAAUUCUAUUGACAGUCUCCUCCUGAUUAAAAAGACACCAAACUACAAAAGGUCUGUCAGAUAUGAAGUACUUAUUAAACGAUACUUGCGUUCAAUCCUGGACUUAAGUUAAGUCGUGUGAAAAAAAUUUCUGGAGGAAAAAACUUUUUAUGACCGAUUUUGUGGUAGUUGGUGGUGGUCCACGCCCUUUGCAGCUGGAUCGCGUGAUAUAAUUUUAUAUAAAUAUAAAUAUAUUUUUGCAAAUUAGGCCAAGUAGCUCCAAACUGUACAGGGCCGUUUGCAGAUUCGACGCUUUAUUUGUAGGUAGUCUCAUAACUGUAAAGUGUACCCUCAACAGCGUCUAAUAAAAUGAAAGGGUUGUUGGGUGAAGUCAAUUGUGUAAAGGUUUUACUUUUCCUUUAACACUUGUCAUUGGCGUUGUCAAAUAUGCUGGUAACUUUGACUUCACUCUUUGAUACACGUCACAGCCACCACAACUUUGACUUGAAGUGAAAGUUGUGGUGGCUAUGCCACACUUUUGAUGCAUGUCAAAGAUGAAGGCAGUUACGAAAAACUACACUUUGACAACACGUUUGAAUGGUGUCAAAGGUGACAUCAAUGAACAAUGAUUCAAUGAACAACAGUUAUUUCCACGGUUCAAACAUUUAUUUUCAAACUGAUAAAAGAAAAGCUGUAAUACUGCUUUAGUGAGAUACUCAAACGACAAAUCCAAUACCCAUGGCUUUAAGUACAGGUAAUCGCCGUUUUAAUUUUUUUAAAAAGGAUCGCCCUCGGCUGGUGAUUUACGAGCUUUCCUCGUGUUCCUAACAGCCCGCGUGGGUUAUGACGCCGGUUAAACCCAUGAAAGUGUGGCCUUUUGUUGUAAUUAAACAACUGUUUUUUCGAGAAACUUCAAAGAUAUUUUUAUGUGUUGGUUUACAAAUUCGAGUGGAUCGUUUUUUUUUCAAGCUAAACUAAUAUGGAUUUGUCUCUUAUCUAUCCACCAUUUUAAGCGGUAUCCAGAUCGCAGCUGAAUUUGGUUGGAAUCGCGGCAUGGAUUCAUUUGCAACCUACGUGUAUGGCCAUAGUUUAUACCCGUUUGAAGUUUAUUUUUUAAUCUUAAAAACAUAUUCUAAAAAACAAGACUCGGAAGGGUAAAAUGCGAGGGCGUCAGUUGCAAAUGAAUCCUACCUAAGACCCCCUGUUGAGAGACGUCAAAGACCAUUCUCGCACGUUAAGGGUGCAUAAAUGUGUGAAAUAUCGAUCUUUGAUCGCUCCUUUGACGUUCUGUAUAUCCAUUUUUUCUAUGGUCGAAAAAGGCGUAAAAAAUAAUGACAAUUAUAAUAGUAAUGAUAAAUUAUUUACGGCUAGGCAGAGAAGUUUAAUUUUCUGCGGAUCCAAGUGAUGUCAUUGACAAGCACGAGAAGCUGACGAGGAGCUUCAGUCUUUUUGUGCUUCUAUUCCAGAUCAUGAGUUGAAUAUGGGCGGUGCUGUUUCAAGGAAAUCGGGUUUCUGUGGAUCACUCCGAUUGACACUCUACUACACGCAGUUACAACGAAUUAAACUCAUACCAUUCAAGUCAAAAUAACAAUUCUUGGGUAAUUUGGUGGCUUUGAUGCAGAUGUCAGAAAUCGUAACGAAACAGACAUUUUUUCGAGUAUGCUAAGCGAGAAUGUUGUAUUCAGAAGCUCGAAUCGACUGAAAAGUAACAUCGAGAAGUGAUCACAAUUAACGCACUUUGGGGCUCAGGAAAGACUUUUAAAAGGGAACGAAAUUUAUGAAAUAAAAUUAAAGAUUCUUCCCUUUUUAUGUUGAUUGGUAGCUCAAACGUGAUUACUUUCAGGGUAACCAACCAGACCACAAGAAAGCCCUGAGACAAAAGGUUGGGUAAAUAAUGUAAGGUAGGAAACAAAAAGUCAACAGCAUGAUUAUAAACAUAAGCAAGGCAGAUGUAAAUUUACUGCAUGUUGUCAGUCUCUGGAGGUUAUAAGAUGAUUUUGUUGGUUCAGAGCUACAGCUCAGUAAGUAGACUCGAAAAUUCCGAAUCUUGUCAGGUUUAAGGAACAGAUACGGAAACUAAGAAACUUCUGCUACUGUCCACGUUCAUAUCUAACCUCUUCAGCCCAGGAUUCAAGUGAGUACAAUGCAUCUUAGAGGCUAUCUUCAGUUGGUGAAUGAUUGAAAGGUGUACGACAGUAAAUUGUAGGGUUUUCCUAAAAACUAGUAAAAAAAAAAAACAGGUCUCUAUGCCAUUAAUCAUUAUAGUCGUUCGGAGUAUUAAUCAAGAAGAGUUUGCUCUUUGCAGUAUAAUUUUGAACUUCUAGAUUUAGGCUUGUAAACUUUAGAUAGCUUCAGUGACGUUUUUAAAUGUUCUUCAAAUAGUUAUUCUGACCUUCGUUUUGAGAAAAACGUAAUUAUAUCGUAACUUUCCAUAGGCGACUCAACCACCUAUCUCUACUACUUUUACUAUAUUCCACUGGUUUGACUCAAGAACGAAAUAUGGUGCUGUAGCAGUAUGUAUUUUAAAAAUACGUUUUCCUCAAAUAUUCUUCAAUCCGCCAAAAACAAUAUUUGACUACUGUCUUAUUAAUUCUUUAUUAUGUUGGCGUAUGGAAAUUGUUUCGUCGAAAUCUUCAAUGAAACACUGAUUAUUUGAUGCCGAGCAGAUAACUUGUGAAUUUGCUUUUGCUAAAUUUAUCAGAUUUUCACUUUACUUUAACAAACAUAUCCGACGACGACUCGGUCUGCUUGAGUCAGCGUAGGCGUAGAAGACAAUAAAUUUUCACAGUCCUUAACAGGUGCAAUCGACUCAUGCUGUUAGCCUCAGAACUGGUUGAAUCUUUUUUCAAACAAUUUGGUAUUACUGUUUAAAAAUUGUCUACAAAUUCAAUAAUCAAAAAUAUUAUUUGGAAGUCAACAAAAAUUAUAUCAAAUACAAUACAAUCGGAUGUAAUGAACCCGAAGCUGUCAGCGUAAUCAUGAUUAUUACAUUACUAUUUUCUUUCGUUAUCUUUUCUUUCUUUUUUUCUCUUCUUUUUUUCCUUUUUUUUUUAAUCAUGCCCACUAAGAAAUGUUCCAGGGCUUGUUAUAGCAAAGUUACUGUUUUCUCUAACGCGAUGCCCAGACCUAUAUGAAUGAAUUGUUUGAUCGUUAGUAUGAAUCAGAUCUUCCGUUUGGCUUUGACUUGGGAACAUGAAAUAUUUGUUAUUCAGGAGAAAAAAGGGUAAUAUCGAAUAAAGUUAAAUCGUAUAGCAUUUUUUGAAGCUGUCGCUAUCGAUACUGAUGAGCUUAAGGCUGCAUGCAAACGGACGCAACAUUGUUGACCAACAACUCCCAACAUUGUAGGAUGUUACAUGUUGCGUCCGUUUGCACACCCUGUUGCAUGUUGUUGCGCAAAGUUUGAAACCGGUCAAAGCUGAAACGUUUAGCCCCGUGCAAACGGACGCAACAUUGUUGGCUUAAACCUCCCAACAUUAUAUUGUUGAGAGUUGUUGCGCCCGUUUGCACGUAGCCCACGUUUUUGAACGACGCACGUCAACCAGAAGUGGACUUUUUGCAUUCUUGGGCAGUUAUUUUGCUCACAUUUUCUGGUAAAGCGUCUCUAUAAGACUUAAGACAUUUACCAAUACUAAUUUAGAAGCGUCAUGGCAUAUCAAAAGGGAAAAGGGCUCACUUCCAGGUGACGUGUGUGGCUUAAUAGCGCUUUUGCUUCCCUUUGUUUACAAACAAUAAUUAGCGACCCGCGAGUAAAUGUAACUUCUGGCAUUAAAAUUACGCUCGCUUCACGCACUUUCACCAGCGUCCUUCUAAUCGAUCAUAAUCAUAACCAGUAUAAUAAAGCUACGUGCAAACAGAUGCAACAACUCCUAACAAUGUUGGGACCCGCAGUGCAUCGUAGGAUUAGGAUUCAUCCCAUAAGACUUUGGAGACCAUGUGUGAUGAUCGUGCGUGGCCCCAGCAAAUUGGAAGAGCCGUGCAAAUGGAUCCAAAAUUGUUGCCCAAAGUGCAUCGAAGAAAGCCGCAAAAAUCUAUAGCUAGUAUUUAUCUGCCAAAUUUAUCUUUCUAAUUCCCCAAGAAGUACUAUAAAGAACGUUUUUCGUUCAGCUUAUUCAUUCCUGUUUUUUAUCUUAUUAUGUUUCUAGCUACUAGUAGUGCUGCUUCACCAGCUUCACCGCUGUUCCACCACUUUUUUAAAGCAUUCUUCAAAUAGUUAUUCUGACCUUCGUUUUGAGAAAAACUUAUAUCGCAUCUCUCGAUCGGCGACUAAACCAUUGCUCUAUUACCUUUACUUUAUAUCAAUAGUUUGACUCAAGAACGAAAUGUGGUGUUGCAGUGACGUAUUUUAGAAAUACGUUUUCCUCAAAAUUCUUCAAUCUGCCAAAAACAACAUUGGCUACUGUAAUCAAAAAUUCUUCAUUAUGCUGGCGCAUUAAAAUUGUUUCGUCGAAAUCUUUCAAUGAAACGGCGAUUAUUUGAUGCCGAGCAGAUAACUAGUGAAUUUGCUUUUGCUAAAUUUAUCAGAUUUUCACUUAAUCGGAUUUAUUUAUUAAACAUACUCGACGAAGACUCGGUCUUUCUGAAUCAGCGUAGGCGCUGCGUACUCCGGCUGCUUUAACAGCUCUACCAUUCCGAUGAUAAACAAAGCACAAGCCUUGAUUUCUUCAUUCGCACUGAGGAAGAGCUAGCUCUCAAAAAGUUAGCUUUUCAAGUUGCAGUCACGUGGUAAAUCGGCUUUGUCAACUCAGUCGUUUAAUAAAUCUUUCAUGUAAUUCGGUAUCUAAUUUAAUGGUUAAUUUCCUUUCAUUUAUUUCUCAUUUAAUUUUUUAAAAUUGCUUGAUGUAUAUAAGUAAAUAUAAUGUUUAAUUUCCUUCCAUUUAUUUUUCAUUUCAUUUUUUUAAUUGGUUGAUUUUACUUGCAGAAUGAAUAUCACCGUUACGAAUGUAACUGAAAUACCUCAGAAAGGUACUUUUAAUUUGGACCCAGGAAUGGAAAUGUACGGGAUUAUAUUAUUGUUGGUAUUUUACUCCAUCCUGUGUCUUGGCAUCCUAAGCUUGAACUAUUUGAUCCUGCGAGCCUUUAUGAGAACAAGAGCUCUUCUACCACGCCAGCGAAUUUUCCUCAGCUUCCUGGCCUCCAUAGAAUUUUCAGUGGGACUGGUAUCCAUACCGGCAUUUAUGUACAACAUGCUGUACUGGCCCAGUUAUAUGUAUUUCAUUUAUGAGGCCUUUGAUUGCGCUUCAGGUUUUGCUACCGGUCUCAUUCUUGUCAUUCUAUCAAUUAAGGUAUUGCGGGCAACGUUCAGAGCCCCAACUCGAUACGCAGGCCAUCCACGAAGACGUAAUCUAUACUUCGUCGUGGUGGGUUCCAUUGUCACUGCUGCAAGCGUCUCCGCCUUAAACAUGACAUGUCUUAUGAAUUACCUUUCCUUCUCUUUUUUCUUUUUCUCAGCUGGAGGCCUUCUAUCCGUCUUUGUACUUGCAAUUGGUGUUACAUGCACCGUUACCACAGUUACGAUUGUAAUUGGCAAAGAAAGCGACAAUGAACAAGACGAAGAUAGAAAAUUUAGGAAAUUGGUGUUGAUGUCCUGCGCUGUCUAUAUAUUCACAUGGGCCUUACCUUAUACACUUUUCAUUUUUAAUUCCUUUUGCGGAUUUUGCCUCCCGUUACCCCCUAUGUUUUUUUACAUUGUCAGACUAUUUUUGUACUUGAGGUCAUUCCUCAUUCCCAUAACAUAUUUUAGAAGUAAUCCAUUAUUUUAUAAAGUUGUGAGGAAAAUCCUGACAAGAGAAUGCCUUGGAAAACACUUCAGAUACUAA
This is a messenger RNA of Porites lobata, 8793 nucleotides long. The record is from the annotation of a GenBank genome assembly. Lineage: Eukaryota; Metazoa; Cnidaria; Anthozoa; Scleractinia; Poritidae.